AGCGGCCCCGGCCCUGCCUGGGUGAUGUCAGCGGAUCAGCUGCUCUAUAACAAAGCGGAGCGAGCCGGGCGCCCGCACAGACGCCGCGGCCGGGGUGCGCGGAGCCGGUCGCUCCGCGGGCUCUAGGGGGAGACAGGGUGAGCCCCCCGCCGCGGGGAGAGCGCGGACACCCCGCCAGGGCGCCCAGCGGCCCCGGCCAUGGACAGCGAUGAGGAUACGCUGGAGGAGACCGUGGAAGGGCUUCUGGAUGAUGAUGGGUUGCCACAUGGGUUCUGUACAGUCACCUAUUCAUCCACAGACAGAUUUGAAGGAAACUUUGUGCAUGGAGAAAAGAACGGCCGUGGCAAGUUCUUCUUUUUUGAUGGAAGCACACUGGAAGGGUAUUAUGUCGAUGAUGCUCUCCAAGGCCAGGGACUCUACACAUACGAGGAUGGAGGGGUUCUUCAUGGCACGCAUGUGGAUGGAGAACUUAAUGGACCUGCCCAGGAAUAUGAUAUCGAUGGACGACUAAUAUUCAAAGGGCAGUACAAAGAUAAUAUUCGACAUGGCAUGUGUUGGAUAUAUUACCCGGAUGGAGGCAGCCUUGUAGGAGAAGUGAAUGAAGAAGGGGAGAUGACGGGGGAAAAGAUAGCCUAUGUGUAUCCUGAUGAGAAGACUGCAUAUUAUGGAAGGUUCAUAGAUGGAGAAAUGAUAGAAGCAAAACUGGCAACUCUUACAUCUGUAGAGGAGGGAAAGCCACACUUUGAAUUGGUACCAGGCAGCCCAGUAUACAGUUUUGAUAAAUCUACUUCAUCUUGCAUUUCUACAAAUGCACUUCUUCCUGAUCCUUACGAGUCAGAGAGGGUAUAUGUUGAUGCAUCUCUCAUUUCCAGUGCUGGCGAAGGAUUAUUUUCUAAAAUAGCAGCAGGAUCGCGCACGGUUAUGUCCUUUUACAAUGGAGUGCGAAUUACACACCCGGAGGUGGACAGCAGAGACUGGGCCCUCAAUGAAAACACAAUAGCCCUGGAUGAUGAAACAGUCAUAGAUGUGCCGGAGCCUUACAACCAUGCCACCAAGUAUUGUGCCUCGCUGGGGCAUAAGGCCAACCACUCCUUCACUCCUAAUUGCAUCUAUGACCCGUUUGUUCAUCCUCGUUUUGGGCCAAUCAAGUGUAUACGCACCAUCAGGGCUGUGGAGAAGGAUGAAGAACUAACAGUGGCUUAUGGAUAUGAUCACAAUCCCAUCGGGCAGAAUGGGCCAGAAGCACCAGAAUGGUACCAGGUGGAACUGAAAGCCUUCCAGGCUGCCCAGCAGAAGUGAAAUGCAGGCAAAUGCUCAGUUCAGCGAACUGAAAUAGAAACUUUGAUCUAUGCACUACCUUUAUACUAAAAACUGGACAACCAGGGAUUUGUUCAUGCUGUUGCAUCAUAACCUCUCAUUCAGUGUUAGAAAUAAGUUUCUUGCAUACUAACUAAGUUUGACUGCAUUAUUCAUAGCAGAUUUAAAAAUAGCUAGUGUUGCACCAGUCUUAUCUGAAAGAAUUAUUAAAUAUUCUAUACAAGGCAGCGUGAUAUUUUUAGUAGCUUUUAUCUAAUUCUGCACCAUAUGCAAAGAUGCCAAAAGAUUAGACAGAAAAUGAAAAGAUCAUUCACUUUUAGUCAGCAGACUUCAGUGUUACUAUUUCUACGGCCUAGGCAUUACUGUGCAGCUGCAUUUUACAUACAUGCCAUUUGUGAUGAUAAUAAUAUUUUGAUAUUCUCUAAUAGUAGUGUAAUUUGCCUUUUUAAACCUUUGAUCUUAAUCUUGCAAUAGAGCAGUUAAUUUAUUGGUGUAUAGGAGGCUGGGUUUUUAAUUCCCUCGUCCUCUUAUCUGAGCGUUGUUCUUUCUACAAAUCCUCUCUUGCAGGAGAAAACCUUUCUAACAAGUGAAAAAGGUUUGUGUGCUUGAGAGAGAGUGCCGUGUAUAGAUCUCUGUGGCGUUUUAUAUAAAUAGUUUUAGUGAUGUUCAUGUCCAAAACAAAAACUUGUUUGGCCUUUGGGGCUGGGAUACACUGUUUAAUUAUGAUUAUUGCAGAUGAAUUAACAUGUAUUUGCAUGAAGAUGUUCAAAGAGGAGAAAGUGGGGUUUAACUUUAGUAUUUUUAAGAUUGACAUUCAGGAACAGGGGUGCUGGAAUUGUUUUGUAUAGUGGGGGUGCUGAGAGCCAUUGAACCAAACUAAACCAUCUAUGACAGAAACCAGUUCAAGCCAGGGGGUGCAGGAGUACCCCCAGCACCCUUACUUCCAGCACUUAUGUUCAGGAAGGGUGGGGGGAGCAUUGGAUAGUGUCUGGGGGAUUUCUUUCUGUCUCACUUAGCAGAGCUACUAAUUCUUAAGGCUGAAUCCUGCCUUUGAAAGCAUAUUUCUCUUUUGAAGUCUGUAGGAGAAGUGUAUGCAACUGCAGGCAGAAGGUAGUCCUGGAUUAGUAUAGAGCAGGGACGGGCAAACUUUUUGGCCUGAGGGCCGCAUCGGGUUUCAGAAAUUGUAUGGAGGGCCAGUUAGGGGAGGCUGUGCCUCCCCAAACAGCCAAGCGUGGCCUGGCCCCCGCCCCUUAUCCAACCCCCCCCCCUCAGGACCCCUGCCCCAUCCUCUCCCCCUGCUGUCUGUCCCCGGACCCCCCCGCUCCUAACUGCCCCCCCACUGCUCCAUCCAACCCCCCUCUCCUUCCUGACUGCCCCCUGGAACCCCUGCCCCAUCCAACCACUCCUUCUCCCUGACCGCCCCCAUUCAACCCCCCGUUCCCUGCCCGCUGACCGCCCCCGCCCCCAUCCACACCCCCAGCCCGACCACCCCCCAAAUUCCCCUGCCCUCUAUCCAACUCCCCACCCCCACUCCCUGCCCCCUUACUGGGCUGCCUGGAGCACCAGUGGCGGCAUGGCUACACCAGGACAGGCAGCCACGCUGCCUGGCUGGAGCCAGCCACGCACUGUGCAGCACAGAGCACUGGGUCAGGCCAGACUCUGCAGCUGCGCUGCCCCAGGGGCUUGCAGCCCCGCUGCCCAGAGCAUUGCGGCGGCACAGUGAGCUGAGGCUAUGGGGGCGGGACAGCAGGGGACGGGCCAGGGCUAGCCUCCCGGACCAGGAGCUUAGGGGACAGGCAGAACGGUCCCACGGGCUGGAUGUGGCCCGUGGGCCGUAGUUUGGUAUAGAGGGUCCCAGUCUCCACUAGUGUAACAUCUGCAGAGAAUAUGGCUCAUACUGGUCUUGUUCAUUUUGAGUCCUAGUAAAUGAGUUUAGUGAUAGGUGACAUACUAAGAUUCAAAUAGCAACUGCAAAAGGGGUUAUACUGAAAGACUGAAACAAUGAAUGUAAAAACAUCAGUCGCUAUUGUUAAGAGACAUUUAGAAAAUGUCAACUUGUCUCGUUUAUAGCUCUACUUCAGCAGAUAGCAGGGGCCCCUGAACAUUCAUCUGGAAAUUAACAAAUCUUGCCUAAUGUUGUAGAAGAGAUUAAUAAAGCCACCAUUUCAGUUUAGAUAAUCCGGGCCUUCUUGGGGGUCUACAAUCCUGCUGACCUUUUUGUUUGGGGGUUUUAAGUAGUUCAGGAACAGUUAAAAUGCAUUUGCAAUACGCUUACUUUAAAUGGGUAGAGAAUUUUGUGUGUGAGACAUACAAAAAUUUUAUGGAAAAUUAGACCUAAAUUUCUACAACAGCAGUAGCAUCUUUGAUAUGUUGCUUUAAGAGAUGAGAGCUACCCAUCCAGUUUUCUUGGAUCUGAAAACUAGUAUAAAUGCAGGUUUCCAAUUCAAAUAGGGAAAGUCAUCUAACAGUAUAGGAACUAGAUGGUUUUUAGAAAAUGCAUUGGAUGGACCAAAGACACAGAAGAAUGAUGUUGCUAUUUUAUGCUCUGUGAGGAUCUUCAAUGUUGUGUACAUACAAAGUUAGGGAAUUUAAGUAAGGCCCUCUUUAUUUUGGGGCUCUGUUUAUUUAGCUCAUACAAUUUUUGAUCACAAAGCCUUUUCAGGACUUUAACAUUUAGGCUUGCAUAGAAGCUAAUCUUCAGUGGGUGGGUGUAUGCCAUGGGUUCCAUGACACUCUCCCAGCAAAGAUCAGAAUGCAGGUUUUUCCAACACCCGCUCCCUCACUCUGGAGACUGUAGCCACAUCGGUGUUUCUUCAUAUAUGGCAGGUGGUCUACACAGAUGAUAUUUUGGUGACUCAGCUUGGAUAUGCUGAGAGACCAAACCGAUCCUCACACAUAGCAGAGAGUUGUGAAAGGCUGAUUGACGAUACCACUUCAGAAGAUGACCCUCAAAAGGAAAUAUGAAUGUUAGAACUAUUCCUGCCUCCACACAGAUCAACAUUUUAAGAGCAUCACGAUGUUGAGGUGUAACUGCUGCUUUACUAGAGGCAUGUCUUCCUCUAAACUGUUGGAAGAGUAUUGAAAAUUAGGGUUGUGUUUCAAUUGGAAACAAAAAUGGUCUGGCUGAACUCUGCUAUGAAUGAAUAGCAAACGGAUUUGACUUACUCUAGGUAAUUGUCCAUAGGGAGGUUGCUUACGUUUCCAUGUCACUUGGAAAAUCUUGUAUAAGCUGUUCUGUCUUCUACAGUCCUCUUGCUUCACUUUGAUCCCUGUUUCUAAUGUUUCCCAUGAACUUUGGGCAUGGAGGUGAUCUGUUUUUGUUUUGUUUAAGGCAAACAUUAGACAAAUGCUUUCUGCUAGUUACAGACUUGAUUAUUGUAGUGCAAAAACAGAGAACUAAGCCCUCAGAUUGCCAAAAUAAUGGUUUUAAUUAUUUGUUUGUUCUAAAGCCAUUCAUUUUGGAGUUGGGCAAGCAGAUUAUCAAAUACUGAUUUGAGGAUGUUGAAGUCUGAGGAUAUGCCAUAAUCAUGAUAAGCAAAAGCCUAGUCUCUCUCUUCACAUUCUAUACUACUUCUCCCUGCUCCAUUAGAAUCUGUUGAUCCUCCUGCUGGUUCUUCCCCAAUUACACAUUUUGAGUCGGAUCUGAUUCUUUUUCAUUUCUCCUGUGGGCUCUCAGGGACUGGAAAUUGCUGGUGUGAAUAUCGAUUUCUUUUAAAGGGACACCAAGUUUGGCUUGAAAUGCAAUCUAAUAUAUUCAUUUGUUUCAAUGGC
Molecule: messenger RNA, 5088 nt
Organism: Malaclemys terrapin pileata
Lineage: Eukaryota; Metazoa; Chordata; Testudines; Emydidae
Gene: SETD7
Product: SET domain containing 7, histone lysine methyltransferase
Exons: 8
Coding region: 199-1299 (366 amino acids)
Biological process (GO): regulation of DNA-templated transcription
Cellular component (GO): chromosome
Molecular function (GO): protein binding; histone H3K4 monomethyltransferase activity
Source: RefSeq, a predicted model, not a curated record